This is a messenger RNA of Dendroctonus ponderosae (mountain pine beetle), 2133 nucleotides long. Its product is annotated as beta-galactosidase-1-like protein 2. Gene Ontology annotation, molecular function: beta-galactosidase activity. NCBI's taxonomy places the organism in Eukaryota, Metazoa, Arthropoda, Insecta, Coleoptera, Curculionidae. The record is from RefSeq and is a predicted model, not a curated record. The coding region runs from base 86 to 2080 and encodes 664 amino acids. Gene Ontology annotation, biological process: carbohydrate metabolic process. Gene Ontology annotation, cellular component: vacuole. The transcript has 11 exons.
UUAGCAGGAACAGAUAUAAAUCCGUAAUCUUGAAAAUUUAUCAAGUUAUCAACCAAGUCCCAUUCAGUUGCUUGAAACCAGUACAAUGUCCAAGUUGUUACUGCUGGUAGCGCUUUGCGCCCACUACAGCCAAGUUUCCUGCAUCGAUUUGCCUACAAACUAUGAAUAUUUCACCUCCGAUGGGAUUCAGAGUGGUUUAAGUGCCGAUCAGUCCUACUUUGUGCUCAAUGGAAAAACCAUCACUAUUUUCAGCGGCACUUUCCACUACUUCAGAGUCCAUCCAGAUUAUUGGAGAGACCGGCUGAGGAAGAUGAGAGCAGCCGGGUUGAACACCAUUGAAACUUACGUUCCUUGGAACCUUCACGAGCCUUAUUCAGGUGUUUAUGACUUUGGCGCUGGAGGUUCAGAUUUUGAGAAGUUCCUGGAUGUGGAGCGGUUUUUGAAACUUGCCCAAGAGGAGGAUCUGUUUGUACUUCUAAGGCCUGGGCCCUAUAUAUGUGCCGAAUGGGAGUUUGGAGGUUUGCCUAGUUGGCUGCUGGGAGUCCCAGACUUGAAGCUCCGCACGAACGAUCCAGUUUAUCUGGAAUACGUGAAUCGGUACUUUGAGAGGUUGUUCUCCAUUAUUGCGCCGCUUCAGUUUCCAAGAGGAGGCCCGAUAAUAGCGCUGCAAGUGGAGAACGAGUAUGGGAACACCUGGAAUAACGACCGGGAUUAUUUGCGAUCUUUGGCCACAAUUUUCCGAGAAAAGGGCAUCACUGAGCUGCUGUAUACAUCCGAUCCGAUCUUGAACGUGGGCGAUCAGGGAGCCCUUCCAGGCGAGCUGUUGAUAACCGCCAACUUUAAUGCUGAUGCAGCGGAAAAUCUGGAUAAGUUGAAUGCGCUUCAAGUGAACAAACCGACAAUGACUAUGGAAUAUUGGUCAGGAUGGUUUGACCACUACACGGAAGAUCACUUCGCCAACCUGGUUCCAGUGGAAAAAUACCAAUCGGUCCUGGAAGAUAUUUUGGCUUACCCUUCGUCGAUUAACAUCUACAUUUUUGUGGGAAGCACCAAUUGGGGAUUCACUAAUGGAGCGGGAGACAGCACUUAUGGACUGGACAACUCUGGGUUGCAACCGAGUGCCACAAGUUACGACUAUGACGGUCCAAUCACCGAGCAGGGACAGUUGACUUUAAAAUUCAACGCAACAGCUGAACUGAUUGAAAAAUAUAACAGUGUGAAGACGCGCCUGCCGGAGGCCACCCAAACUCCCUUGCCAGUUAAAUUUGAAGAUAUCAAACUGGAGGAACAGAUUCUGCUCUCGGAGCUUAUCGAUGAUUAUCCCAGCAAGAUCAAGAGCGACAAAAUCCUUCCGAUGGAGAAGUUGCCGAUAAAUGAUGGAUCUGGUCAGAGCUUUGGAUACGUCGUUUACCGAAAAACUAACUUGGACCUGAAAGCGAACUCCGUUCUCGAAAUUACUGGCUAUGUAAGAGAUCAUGUCUUAGUUUUACUCAAUGGAAAGUUGGUGAACUCCUUGUUGUCCCGUGUUGACGAUCUGGAUGGCUUUGGCUAUUGGAGAUUGGAGAAUUCGUCCAUACUCCUCUCUAGUGAAGCUCUGCGGGACGCCACUUUGGACUUGGUGGUGGAGAACAACGGCAGAAACAACUUCGGAGUGUUGAGCCAAUAUCAGCAGUUUAAAGGCCUAAUUGACGACGUCAGUGUGGACAAAGAAGUGAUCAACGACUGGGAGAUCAUUCCAUUGGAGUUCAAAAGGGCCUGGAACCAGCAACUCACUGGGUGGCACAGAAUUGAGAGCAGAGACUCCGUCCCUGCCUUAUAUCGAGCGGUUUUCCAAGCAACAGAGCCUCUGAGGGACACCUACAUUAAUGUCCAGGAUUGGCGGAAAGGAAUAGUUAUUAUUAACGGAUUUGUUCUGGGAAGAAUCUUCGCCGUUGGGCCUCAACAAGCCCUUUAUCUGCCUGCAGGACUAUUGCAGACCGGCGAAAAUGAGCUGAUUAUCUUCGAGCAUUUCAGUGCUCCUGAGUACCUGAAGUUUUCCGCAGAGCCUCUUUUCGGCUACGGGACCUUCAUUGAGGAAUAACCGGUUUCAAAUGAAAACAACAAAUUUAUUAAUUAAAUUCUCCCUAGACCAAA